This is a messenger RNA of Mesorhabditis spiculigera, 996 nucleotides long. The record is from the annotation of a GenBank genome assembly. NCBI's taxonomy places the organism in Eukaryota, Metazoa, Nematoda, Chromadorea, Rhabditida, Rhabditidae.
AUGGAGGCCGGAACAUCGAAGGCUCCUCCGAAAAAGCGUUCUCGGAAGUCAAAAGAGGGAUUGGUACCGCCUUCCCCAGUACCGGAAAGCCCUCAAGUCCGAGAUGAUGACCACGAGUUCGACGCCGAAGCCGCCAUGGAUUUCACACUACCGAAGGCUGAACUCGACAACACCAUCCAAGAUCAGGAAGGUCCCAGCCAGCAGGCGAGCAAGAAAGGCAUCUACAACGACGGCUAUUACUACGGCUGGACUCCCGAAUGGCACCCCGAGUUUAUGUACAGGAUUCCGGGAGACGUCGCGCUAUCGUCAAUUAAGAAGGGCGGCUCGGAAGGACGAGGACGUAACGAAAUUGGCAAAUUUCUGGGUAUGGACACUUCGACAAAACCCGGAAAUCGACGGGUCAGCAGCUACAUCCUGGCAGCCCAAAAGGAGCAUCCAGAGCAUGUUGGACAAUACCAGAAAAUGGAGGGCAAAAUCCGGAUGAUAAAGUAUUUCUGGAAACAGUCGUCGGAGCCCGAAUCGUUCAAGAAGCUCUUUCGUCAGUUUGAAGCGCUCACCGGCCGCGAGUGCCCUUUCACGAUGGGACAAAUAUUGAAAUUCCCGGGGACUGGUUUCAGCACGCUGCGGAUCUCGGACGUCAGCUUGAGAAGAUUGAAUGAUAUUUUGGAGAUGAUAAGAGACGAGGUGGUGCUCGUGCCGCUCCAUAAGGUCAUCAAAAUCAUUCAUCAGAAGGAGACCAACCUGGGAUAUCAGUUUCAAAUAGACAAGAAAAGUAUGAUGAAGUGCCUGCUGGCCCUCCAGAAAGAGGGCUUUCUGCGGGUGUUUGAUUGCUCGGUGAUGUACGAGAAUGUGGAUACGAAGAUACAGCUCAUCGCACAACCGCACAUAACGUCUCCCGGUUGUCCAGAGGUGGUGGAGGCCAUUCAGAAGACAAUCGACCAUUACCACGCCGAGGGUCGUGUCUUCCCGCAUGGACAAUUCCGUAAUUUACGGGUU